Magallana angulata is the source of this 6219-nucleotide messenger RNA. Its product is annotated as deleted in malignant brain tumors 1 protein-like. NCBI's taxonomy places the organism in Eukaryota, Metazoa, Mollusca, Bivalvia, Ostreida, Ostreidae. The transcript is spliced from 14 exons. Bases 23 to 2146 code for a protein of 707 amino acids. Gene Ontology annotation, cellular component: membrane. The record is from RefSeq and is a predicted model, not a curated record.
CCAUAGCAAUCAAAUCAUAAAAAUGCGCAGAGAAUUAAGAGCAUGUGAGGUGUUAAUCGCGUUUUGCUUUUUCAUUGAAAUUGAAGCUUAUCUCUAUCAAGGGGAAACUCUUCGGCUUGUAGGGGGAUCCAACAGAUAUGAAGGUCGACUGGAAAUAUUAACACAGAGAGGAUGGGGAGAAAGGGGAAGAUGGGGAACAAUCUGUGAUAAUCAUUUAAACGAUAAACUCGCUGUUGUGGCGUGUCGAUCAUUGGGGUUACCUUCGAAUACACCUGAGGCCUAUGGCGGGGCGCUGUACGGUCAAGGAUCUGGUCCUGUCGUUUGGCAAGGUUUUAAGUGUAACGGAAGUGAGUCGCGAAUUACGUCUUGUAUGCUGAUUGGAUUAGAAUCAAUCAAUGGUAGUAAACAGUGUACCCAUGAUCACGAUGUAUCCAUCAACUGCUUGCCAACAAGAGUUACCGCUGUCCGACUUUAUGGAGGAGAAAACGAAUUGGAAGGUCGAUUAGAAGUGUACAAACAAGGAAGAUGGGGAACUGUAUGUGAUGCUGAUUUGAAUGAUAACUUGGCUGUGGUCGUGUGUCGAUCUCUAGGCCUAUCUUGGAAUACAUCUAAGGCUUACGGAGGUGCUAUAUUUGGAGUAGGGUCAGGUCCUAUCUGGAUGGAUACUGUUAACUGUAGUGGAUCCGAGGCAAACUUAACGGAAUGUAGACACAGAGGUUGGGGAGUCAGUGAUUGUGAUCAUGGAAAGGACGUAUCAAUCAACUGUUUGCCACCCAACGAAGGUCUUGUUCGACUUGUUGGAGGACCGACUCAAUAUGAAGGUCGAUUAGAGGUGUCCAAAUUUGGAAGAUGGGGGACGGUCUGUGACGAUUAUUUGAAUAACAAUCUUUCUGUCGUGGUGUGUCGAUCUCUAGGUUUACCUUGGAAAACAUCUGUGGCUUAUGGAAAUGCUGCAUACGGAGAAGGGUCAGGUCCCAUCUGGUUGAAUAAUGUGAUCUGUUCUGGAUCUGAGACAAGUAUUAAGGAGUGCAAACACACGGGUUGGAGAUCACACUACUGUGACCAUAGCGAGGACGUAUCUAUUAACUGCUUGCCACCUGACGAAGGUCUUGUUCGACUUGUUGGAGGACCGACUCAAUAUGAAGGUCGAUUAGAGGUGUCCAAAUUUGGAAGAUGGGGGACGGUCUGUGACGAUUAUUUGAAUAACAAUCUUUCUGUCGUGGUGUGUCGAUCUCUAGGUUUACCUUGGAAAACAUCUGAGGCUUAUAGAAAUGCUGCAUACGGAGAAGGGUCAGGUCCCAUCUGGUUGUAUAAUGUAAACUGUUCUGGAUCUGAGACAAGUAUUACGGAGUGCAAACACAAGGGUCGGGGAUCACACUACUGUUGGCAUAGCGAGGACGUAUCUAUUAACUGCUUGCCAUCUGACGAUAACGCAGUCCAACUAAUUGGAGGAGUGACUGACAAUGAAGGUCGUUUACAGGUGUACAAAUUUGGAAGAUGGAGAUCAGUGUGUUUUAAUGAGUUGGAUGAUAAACUAUCUGCCGUGGUGUGUCGAUCUCUUCACCUACCUUGGAAUACAUCAAUGGUUUUUGCGAAUGAACCAUUCAUUGAUGGAGCGUAUAAAUUGCGUAUACUAUGCAAUGGGUCUGAGGGAAGCGUUGACGAAUGCAAGAAACAACGAUACAUUUGUCAAUCAGAAGUCUUUAUCUUCUGUUUGCCACCUAAAGAAUACGAUUUCCGACUUGUUGGAGAGGCGUCAGAUUAUGAAGGUCGGUUGUUGGUUUACAAAUUGGAAAGAUGGGGAACAGUGUGUUUUGAUGAUCGGAUUAUUCCAUUCUAUGAUACCGUGUGUCAAUCAUUAGGUCUGCUUUGGAAUUCAUCUAAGGCUGUGGACAGGAAACGUUUUUACACGGAGGAAAUUCUGAAUUGUGAUGUAUCUGAAAGAAGCAUUAAGGAAUGCACAUGGGAACAUUACUCUAAAUGUUCCUCAGGAAAGGAUGUUUUUAUCAGCUGUCUGCAAUCAAAAGAUGAUCUAGUUGCUUCGGUACAUAAACCUUCCAACUCACCGCGCCAACAAUUUAGUAUCAAUACUUGGCUGAUAUCAACACUCGGUGCAAUGGUGCUCUUGCUCCUCUACAAAAACUGACGUAUCUCGAGACUUGGAGCAACGUGAGGUUUUGCAACAACAAAUGCGCUUGUUAAUAACGAUAAAAUUUGCGUAUUAUAUUUUGAAAUUUGUAAUUUUUUAAACAUUUUAUCUGUGUCCAUGUUUUGUCACAGGUUAAUUUUUAUCUUAGAUUUUUUUUCAACAUUGUGAUGUUAUUUUGGUCACUAGGAAAUUAUAUAGUCCUGAGGAAUACAAUAAAAUCCAAGGACUUUACAUAGAUACACAUUGCUACUUCAAUAAAAUAUGGUCUGCAAAUAGAUAGACAAAACUUACCACUUCGAUAAUUAUUAAAUUCAAAUAUCAUCAUAGAUUUUUAUUGACUGUAUUUAAACAUCUUAUAUCGGCGCGGUGUUGCAUCUUACAUGCAUAUAUUCUGUUUAUAGUUACAUUUACGAAACUAACAUUGUAUCCAUAAAAAAAUGUCCAAAACCACAGACAAGUAAUGUAGUAUUUAUAUUUAUUUUUGGCUGCAAAUUUUUAGAUCAUCCCAUUAGGUUCAUUGGUUUUUGUUUUUGUCCGUUUUUUCAUAUUAAGCAUUGUAUGCGAACAAUGAUGUUAGGACAGGCUGUUAUCUUUAGCAGCGCGGUAUUUAAAAUUUUUCUUAGAUUUAGGAAAGACUGGAAGAAACUGUUUACAAAAACAGUAUAUCAUUCAAUUGUACUAAUCUCGAUUUAUGUGAUAGCUUAAAAUUGUUAAUAAGAAAAAAGAUCAUUAUUUACAACGAAAGUAAAGCGCGAAUGAACAUGUUGUCCAUAACGUGAAAAUUAGAACAGCGCUCUCUGAUAUACGAUUUAUUUAUUUUUUUCAAUUUUAUAUCUUUUUCAUGACAUAUAAGAGGCUUUUGUUCGGAUUUUGAUAAUUAUAAGGAGUGGUUUUUCAACGGUUCGAGACAACAGGAAGAAGUGUUACUACUGAAUGGUAAUCUGAGUAUACUGCUUAGUGCAGUAACAUUGUACGACUUUAUAGUAGUGUAGUGUCAUCGCCAGGUGUACUGAAUUUGAUUUAUAACAACAGUGUGUGAUUAGCUAUGCAACAAAACGCUUUACAUUUACGUAAAAUAUGCGUUAUAAAGAAAUCCCAUCAAAUUAAUUGGAAUAGAAUGAGUAUAUUUGUUUGUUAAGCCUAAGUACAGGACUAUGUGAGAGCCCCUCUAUCUGUUCUUAUCUUUAUUGUGUACAUAAGGAUCAUAAUUAUCCAUUUGAUAUAUGAAAUCUUUUUGCUUUUUUGUUUUAAUUUUUUUUAUUUUGUAUUGUUAAUGUCAUGAUUUUAUGAUUUUUGCAUGCUUUAUCAAGUUCUUGAUUUUUUAACAUAAAGUUUUUUUAUGUGAUGUAUUAGAAUAUCUAUCAGGGUUGUUAGAAAAGUUUGCGGACAAGUCUAACUGUAAGCAGAAUAUUUGCAUGAUACCAGCGAAUCUUUUAAGAAUUAAACUAGACGUAUUUUUUUUAAAAAGUAAAGAUUUAGUUGUUAAAUGCACCAUAAAAAUAUACAGCUUAAUCAUGAUUAUAAGAUAUGUUCCACGAAGCAUGUAAGUGUUUGACUUUUUAAAAUUUCGUACGCAUUUUUCCUUAUUAAAAAGGUACCGUUUAAGCCUUAAAAAAUGCACGAUAUUUCACAUGACGUAAAAAUAUAUCGUGAAGGGCGGUUUGUGAAAUUUUCAAAUGAAGACCUUUUUUACUGUUUUAUUUUUUGCCGAAUAUGAACAACCAGCGUUUGAAAAUUGAGUCAAAAUCAUUAAUAUCGAUUGUCAUCUUGGAGCACCGAGCAAUCAUAAAAUUUUGUGUGCAAGCAGGAAAAUCUCUGAUGGAUACCAAAAGGUUUUUAGAUGCUACCGGAGAUGAACCACAUGUGUUUAUUUUUGUAAACCAAAGGUUCACAAUUGGAAUCAGAGGUUUUAAGGUGAAAGAAGUGAUUUCUUGAGAACCCAAACUCGAAUUUUGCACCUAUGGAUUUCGUUUUAUUUCUAAAGUCAAAACUGCUGAAACAGAGAUUUGUGGGCCUAAAUGAACUACGAUAUGCAACAAGACAUUAUACAAAAACUUAAAAAUGCAUUUUAUAAAUGGGUUAAAUGACAUGAAUUGCGUGUGGAACUAGAAGGUAUUUACUUUGAAAAAGAGUGCGGGUUUGCCUUUCAGUUGUUUGACGUCACCUGACGUCGUGGAAUAUAUAAAAUGGUGCUCCGUAAACCUAAUUCAUGCAAAGUAAAAAUCGCUGUUUAUUCUUGAAAGUUCUUAAAAUCGUGUGAUAUUUUUGCAUACUUCAUUUUAAUCGAUAGUCACGCGGGUAUGAUAAGGCAACUCUCAGCGAUCAAAUUCAUCUUAUAGAUAUGACGUCACAAUAAGCAGCAUGAUGUCAUAUUUUACUCAGAAACAUGUCGAUUUUAACUUUAUCUCUGGUUUAAAAUAUAAAAACUACAGUCAUAAAAUAUCACUAGAAACUCUUCUAACUGAAUAUAUCUUCGAUUUCUCUCUAUUACGUAUAAUUAUCAUUGAUGACGUCACAAGCAUGUCUAACAGAGAAGAUCAUGUCGGGAGACAAAUCAUCGGAAUGCAGUGUAAACAAUGCCGAAAUAAGACUUAUUUAAUACAGAUACCUAAGAUUUAGAUGAGUGUCAGUAAGGAUAUAAUCAGAAUAAUACAGGCAUGGAUAUUUUGUUUAAUUAGCGAGUGUUAUAAAGUAAGCAGAUCGACAUUUAUAUGGCUUGACCAGCCUUUUCUCUGUCAGUGUGUACAAAAAAAGGCAAAAGUGUAACACUACCCCGGAUAUUGUGAAAGAUGACUUUGGGAAAUAUCAACGGUAUAUGACCUAAACUCCUUGAAAAGUGCUGCUAGAAUCCUGUGCUUCGUUGUUUUAAAUGAAAAAUACGUAGUAUUUACAAUGAAAUUAUAGAAGUUGAGAGUGUUUCCGAUAAAUAUUUACAAUAUUUAUUUUAUGCGAUUAACAAUAGGAUUCUAGCAGUAAUACUAAUAAAGAUGAACUAAUUGCCGAUCGAAUUAUUGUAGCAAACAUACAAAUGAACUUCGGGGUAGUGUUACACUUUUUGAUUUUUUGUUAAGGUAAAAAAGUGAUCUAUUUUUAACUGUCACGUGAUACCAUGGCAAGGCAGCUUCAAAGAUCAAGUAGAUUCCGAAGUAGGAAAAUAAUAUCUUGGUGAACACAUUCCCUUGCUAUUAAUAUUCCGCACUGUUUUCUUUAAAAAAACCCAGUUUUUAAAUUGAUCAUAAUUUUGACAGUCAUUAAACUCGGAGUUGCCUUAACCUACCUGCGCAUUUAAUAAAAAAUAUUUAAUCAGUCAAACAACACAACACAACACAACAUGUCAGCGACCUUUUCUAACAACCGUCAUAUAUGUAUUUGAAUUAAUAUUCUACAUUUUAUCAACUUUUUUAUUUAUAAACAAUUGUAAAAUAGUUUGCAUAAGUUCAUUGAUGUUAUAUUGAUAUUGCAUAUUUUGUUCUAUAUCUUUCCCGAAAUUUUUGAUUAAUGAAAUUUGUUUGCAUCAUGCAGGUCAUUUAUACAAGUAUUUAGAAAUUAUCUGAAAAUAUACAUGUUACGAUUUUAAAUUUUUACUGCAUGACAAUAUGGACCUUUAUUUAUCUGAAACAGGUUAUUGAACAAUCUAUGGCACUAUACUUCCUUCUGUUAAAUCUGAAUAGAGAUUUAAAUGAUUUUACAUGUUUUAGGAAACAGCGGAAAUAACCUUUUUGUGUCACGUCAUAAACGCAUGCGAAAGGAACAAUGGUGUUAAAGUAAACCAACUAUUAUUCGCAACGACUUUAAUCUGCCAUUUACCGAAGAUAAAAAUAUUCAUGGCUAUUUUUUCGAACACGAUUUCCUGUAUAUGAAACCCAUAAGACAAAGACUAGUUCACCGCAAGAUACACUCGCGACGAGGAGGCUGUAGCGAAUCUCGCGAAUAUUUCACGCUCGCGAAUAAAAGUUGGUUUACAGUAUAUUUCAUUGAAAUGAUACUUUAUUGAAAUAACAUGUAUAUAUCAUUGAAAUAUCUUUAUGAUAAAUUAUGAUGAUUUUUGUCUAAAUUUAUGAAUAAAUAAA